UCAACCUCUCUCUUACUCUAGCUCAGAUGAGACUUGGACAUUAAGUAUCUUUAGCAAAUCCAGGAGUCCUGCUUCAGUCCCUGGGAGUGGGCAAUUUGCAACUUAUAGCACAGAGGAUCUCUAGAAAAAGACAUCUAGGUCAUUGGUGGUGAAAUUUCAAAAUUUUAUGUCCAUUGUAAGGGAAAGGAAGAGUAACUGAGCCAAGAGCAGACCGAUAUGCCAAAGCUGAAUUGUUUACCACCUCGAUGGGACUGAAAGGGUCAGUAAGUUAAACAGGAGUGGCAGUGUUUCUCAUUUAGGCCUACAGAAUAUAAUUAGGCCAAAUCCAAAUCCUCACCUGGGAAGACAUCACCAGACCAUGAAGACCUCCAGGAUUUCACUUGACCUGAGUGUAGCCGAAUAUGGAGUCACACUGGACCCUACAUACACCAUGCUAGAGUUUGACAGUCUACGUGUGCUCCCUGAACAAACAGAAACACUAAUACCUCACCCCGUGCCUGCAUCAGAACCAGUGCCUUUGCUGCAGCAGAGCAGCGUAAACCUCUGUGCUAUCUGUGCAGACAGGGCAACAGGGAAACAUUACGGUGCAUCUAGCUGUGAUGGCUGCAAGGGUUUCUUUAGAAGGAGUGUACGCAAGAACCAUGCCUACACAUGCAGGUUCAGCAGGCAGUGUGUAGUGGACAAAGACAAAAGAAACCAAUGUCGCUACUGCAGACUUCGAAAGUGCUUCAGAGCCGGCAUGAGGAAGCAGGCUGUUCAGAAUGAGCGUGACCGUAUCAGCUGUCGUAGAGAGGGUCAAGGGGUGGGAACGCUCACCAUCGAUGUGUUGCUGCAGGCAGAGGCCAGCAAUCAUCAGCACCUCUUCCUGAAUCCCAAGAGGAACAUCAACACAAAGAAGAUAGCCAGUGUGGGUGAUGUGUGUGAAUCCAUGAAACAGCAACUCCUCCUCUUAGUGGAAUGGGCAAAGCGCAUCCCUGAAUUCCGUGAGCUUUCCGUGGAUGACAGAGUUGUGCUGUUGAGAGCUCACUCUGCAGAACACCUCAUCUUAGGGGUGGCGCGUCGUUCACUGCCCUACAAUGAUGUCAUCCUGUUGGGAAAUGACUUCAUCAUUCCUGUGAGAGGGACCGAGCAGGAGAUGUCCAAGGUAGCAGCUCGUAUCUUGGAGGAGCUAGUGAGACCUCUGCAAGAGCUCAACAUCACAGAAACAGAAUUUGUCUGUCUCAAAACCAUUGUCUUCUUUUCCCCAGACUGCCCUGGACUACAGUGUGCCCAGGCAGUGCGUCUAUUGCGAUUCCAAGCCCAGGUGUUGUUGGAUGAGGCCACUAGCGAGCAGCGAGGACGAUUUGGGGAGCUACUGUUGCUUCUGACCACACUUCAGAGUGUUGCCUGGCAAAUGGUGGAGCAGCUGCAGCUAAUGCGUCUUCUGGGCAAGGCCAGCGUGGACAGCCUUUUGAUGGAGAUGCUACUGGGAGAGGAGGCAGCCAGAGGAUCUGAAUCACUGCAGGUCUCAGAGUCAGAUCCUGAGCCAUUUAUAUUCUCUACAUCUACAGAGCAUGUCCUCUCUAGAGAAAUACUGACAGAGCACAUCCCAAUGCCUAACUUCACAUCAGUGAUACUCCCUGUACCCUCUUCUCAGCCUGAAGAGCCCUUGCUACACACACACGCUGGGCCUGAUGUCUACACACAUGAACAAGCAGCAGACAUGCCAAAAGAAAUGGCCAACUGCCUCGCCAUGCCAACUGUCCACACAUGCCUUUAACCACCGUUACUGAGAAUUCAUAGACACUUGUGUAAAGGUUCUCAGUUUUACAGACACUAACUUGACGUACUUCUGUUCUUCGCUGUACUUUGCAUAUGCCUAAUCUAAAGGGCUUUUUUUAAUGUAUCAAAAAUGGUGUAUGAUGCACUAAUAGUUUAAAAAUUGUACUGUGUGAGUAACAUUAACAGCAGAUAGAAUGCUAGGUAUUAUCUAAUGAGAUACUAGCAAAUGAUUGUCUAAUUUAUUGGAUGGUGACGUGGCAGUGGAGCGUGCAUAAACAUCAGAAUCCAACAACUCUCCACAGUUCAUGGUUCAUUCAGAUACAAGAUGUCAUACUCAUGAGGGUGUAUUACUAAUUGCCUGAUUUCUUUACGCUGUUAUAGUCUAAAAUAUCAAUUAGAGAUCAUCUGUAUUUCUAUAUAUGUUCUUGUCCCAUAUCAAGUUUCUGCCUGUUUACAAAUGGUCAGCUAUCAAGGGUAGAAGAGUAGCAUUUUUGCUAAUUUUCUACUUAAGUUUAGUCAAUAUCUGCUGCAAUAUCUCUUUCAGUAUCUUUUUUUAUUCACCCAUUUACUUUGUUCACUCAUGAAAUUUAAAUCUGCCUAAUGCAAAUAUUAUUAUUAUUAUUAUUAUUUUCCCAUCAUCUAUGGUAUGACUAAACACUCUAGUUAGCAUAACAUAGACUAUUAGCCUACAUUCACACAACCUUUCACAAGAGGGCGCCAAAUGCCUACCAAGAUCCAGAAAAUGCAGCUUUCCUUGUGACAAGACUGGUUAUUGGUAUGCUGUCUUACAAUAUAUAGUUUCGGAUAAACAGUUGCAAGUACUUAUGAUAGCACAAAUAGUGAAGUGAGAUUAGCCCCAUACAAAAACCUAAUCUGCACACAUUUUAGUCCAUAGAAGAUGCCUUCUACAUCAUCCUAAUUUAAUCACUGCAAAUAUUAGCAUUUAAAUAGCUAAAUAUGAAGUUGCUUUGUUUUGUGGCUGGUUAUGAGCCUCUCUCUCUAGUGAUUUCUACCUCCCCCAACAAGUUAAGGGUAAGUUAACAAUAACAUAAACAGUCAUGAUGGUUCUGUUCACUUGGGUCAGGAGCCAGUCUGACUCAUCAGAACAGAGGGGCUUAGUGUGCAGCUGUAGGUCAGUAAAGAAAUGGAAGACAUUUUUGCCCCCUUGGCAACAGUAGCCACAGCAAGUAAGAGUAUCUGUCCAAAUACCUUGAACCAGUUCCAGUUGUUAACACUUAUUCAAUAAGCCUCUUUUCUUUCUUGCCCUUGUUUUAAAUCACUAAUUUCAUAAACGCAUAAACUAACCACCAUAACCAAUGGAUGAGUAAUGCUCCAGUUGCACCAAGUUCAAUACAUUUUUUUUUUCACCUGUGGAAAUAUAUCACCAGCUAUUAAAAAAUUAGCUCAAUGUCACAGUGGAAUUGCCAAAGGCAUUGCAGACAAGGGUGUGGUCAGGAAAUAACUUUUGGGUGGGCCUCAACAAAAAUGGACGGGCCAAGUUUUCACCCAAUUUGUUUUUUUACAAAAUUUUCCUUAACAACAGCAAAGCGGCACAUUCAGAAUGUCAAAGAAUAAUCUCUAAUAUUCUGAGAGGGCCUGUGCCCACCCAAAUUAGACCCGGCCCACCCAUUGCUACGCCACUGAUUGCAGAUCAAGACCCUUUAUGCAAUAUUGAAAAGAAAGCAACCAAAAUCAUGAGUAAAGUUUUGUUACUGGAAAACACUUGGGGUCCAUACAUUAUCUGAAAAUAUUUCAUCACAUUUGUAGGUAGGUAGGCGAAUAAUAAGAAAACUACAAUAAAAGCACUGUAGUAAUCUAUAUUUCAUCAGCCAACCCUUAUUACUUUAUCUGUCAACUGUGUGUAUGUAAUCCAGUUCAUAUAUGUUUGAACAUUAUUGAUUGGUAUAUACAUAUAUUUCAAAUCUUUGAGUACAGUUUGGAAAGAAAGCACAAACUCUUCUGCAUUUGUACUCUGUUAAUUGUUCUGUUAAUUAAAACAAUUCCUAA
Messenger RNA from Xyrauchen texanus (razorback sucker), 3768 nucleotides. Its product is annotated as hepatocyte nuclear factor 4-beta-like. The coding region runs from base 359 to 1759 and encodes 466 amino acids. Gene Ontology annotation, molecular function: RNA polymerase II cis-regulatory region sequence-specific DNA binding; zinc ion binding; nuclear receptor activity. NCBI's taxonomy places the organism in Eukaryota, Metazoa, Chordata, Actinopteri, Cypriniformes, Catostomidae. The transcript is spliced from 10 exons. The record is from RefSeq and is a predicted model, not a curated record. Gene Ontology annotation, biological process: cell differentiation; anatomical structure development; positive regulation of transcription by RNA polymerase II.